GUUGUCAUGUAUCAUUUUGACCAAUUCAUAAAUAAAAUAUCAUGAUAACGCAUAUAUUAGUUUUAAACAAUGUACAAGUUAUAAGUGGGUGAUGUGCCAUAACAUAGUUUAAUUUUUUACCUGUAAUUUAUAAAAUUUGAUAAUUUUAACAGAAUAAGGUUAUAAAAUGUCUCAAGACAAGAAAAUAAGAGUGGGAUCGCGUAAAAGUGAGCUUGCACUGAUACAAACCCGACAUGUUAUAUCACUGCUUAAAGAUUUAAAUCCCAAUAAGGAAUUUGAAAUAGUUACUAUGAAUACUUUGGGCGAUAAGGUGUUAGACAUACCUUUACCAAAAAUAGGGGAAAAAUCAUUAUUUACAAAAGAAUUGGAAGCUGCUCUAUCCACAAGUUGUGUGGACUUCGUAGUACACUCUCUAAAAGAUUUACCCACCACUUUACCCCCUGGAAUGGCUAUUGGGGCUGUACUAACAAGGGAAGACCCAAGAGAUGCCCUAGUUCUUCAAAAAAGCAUAAAAAAUGCCUCUCUACAAACUCUCUCUAAGGGUAGUGUUGUUGGAACAUCAAGUCUGAGAAGAACUGCUCAACUAGCAAAAAAAUACCCCCAUUUAAAGGUAGAAAAUAUCAGGGGUAAUCUGAAUACAAGGCUCAAAAAGUUGGAUGAUUUAGGGAAAUAUCACGCCAUUAUAUUGGCAGCAGCCGGUUUAAUAAGAAUGGGGUGGAAUGACAGAAUAAGCAAGAUUUUGGAGCCAGAAGAGAUUUUAUACGCAGUGGGACAAGGCGCUUUGGCAGUGGAAUGCAGGGAAAACGAUGAAAAUACAAUCAAACUUUUAGCGCCUUUGUACGAUUUACACACGGCUUUGAGGGUGAUUUCUGAGAGAAGCUUCAUGAAAACUUUGGGUGGCGGAUGCAGCGCCCCCGUGGCGAUAUCAUCGGAACUAAUAAACGUUGCUGGUAGCAGUGAGUAUAAGUUGAAUUUAAAGGGGGCUGUUUGGUCGUUGGAUGGUACUGAGGAGGUCGUUGAAGAGGGGAGUUGUGGCUUAUUUUUGCGCGAGUUAAAGAAAUGCGCCAGUUGUCCCUUUAACACCAGGGCUAUAACUACUAGUAUAGAGGAUAUGGAGUGCUUAAAAGAGUGCAAAAAAUGCCCUAAUAAAAGUAGUGAAGAGAAACCGUCGAAGAGGCAAAAGUUGGAUGAAGAUAUACUGAGUGAUAUGUUAAAAAAUGAUCCACAUGAGCACUGUCCUGUUAAAAUGCCCAUAGGAUCGGACUUUAUGGGCAAAUGUCCGUAUUUAGAGUCACACUCUAAAGCAGGUAAAUGUCCGGUGAAUGCAACUAUGGAAGGGACAUCUACAUCCACGGAGUUAUAUCAACAAUGCCCAUUCAUGAAGAACGGAAAUCUUUCUAUAAUAGAAAACGAAAUAUUAAAAACUGACGAUCCAAUCAAAGAAAGUGAAAAUCUUUACUGCGGUUUGGUCCUUCACAAAGAAGCUCCCCUAGAAGUUUUCCUAAAAUCCCUAAAUCUGGGGAAAGAUUUGGCUCUUAAGUUGGCCAAAAAAGGUGCCUUAGAAAUCAUGACCAAAGCUCAAGCUGUUAUACAUUCUGAAGUGGCUGCCAGUAGUAAAAGUUGAUUUUCCAAGACUGCCUUUUUUUAGUUAUGUACUGGUAAAAUGUUUCUAUUUUUACAUAGUUAGUAGCAAAUGGUGACAAGUUGUUUUACAGAUUUAUUUAUGUGUUAUAUAUAAUGUAUUUAAUUACCUGUUUUAUAUGUUUAUUGUUGAAAUACAG
Messenger RNA from Brassicogethes aeneus, 1781 nucleotides. Lineage: Eukaryota; Metazoa; Arthropoda; Insecta; Coleoptera; Nitidulidae. The record is from the annotation of a GenBank genome assembly.